AUGUCCCCAACGUACCGUAUCACACUAUACGAUGUCGAGACUAAUCUAGAAGGGAAGUCAUUAUCCCCAUAUUCCGUCACAAUUAGGCUGUUACUAAACUACAAAAAAAUCCCUUAUGAAAACGUCUGGUUGGGUUUCCGCGACAUCGAAGCGACCGCAAAAGCCGUCGGAGCAUCUCCUACGAAGGUUAAUGCCGAUGGCAAUCCUGGAUACACGAUCCCCUUCAUCACUGUCACGAAUAAUGACAAGCAGACCACCGCGAUUUCCGAUUCCAUUAAGAUCGCUCAGUAUAUCGAAGAAGCAUUUCCGGAUCCCGAACAUAAACUUUUCCCCGCAGAGACGCGUGUCUUCCAAUCCGUUUUUUCCACAUACUUGACCGAUAAAACUCGGGGCGCUUACAGUGUGGUCUUCCUACGUCUUGUAAACCUACUACUCGACAAUGAUCGCGAAUGGUUCAUUGAAUCUCGCCGUCGCAUUGGCGGCAGAAGUGUCGAGGAGAUGGUUCCACAGGACGAGGCAAGUAUGCAGAUCGCAUGGAAGAAUUUUGAUGCUGUGUUCGAUGAACUUGCCGCGCACCUCGACAAGGCCGGAGAAGGAAACUAUCGCAUUACUGGAGGCGUGAGCUACUCGGAAUUCGAGCUGGUAUCGUUCUUGAACCUUAUAUAUCGUCUUAGCUUCGACGAGGCAUGGAAGAGGCUUAAGGGUCGUAAUGGGGGGAGGUGGGAGAAGCUCCUUAAUCUUCCAGUAUAUAAGGAUAUCCUUCCCGUGAACCGUGUUGGUUCCAAGCAUUAACUGGACAUAGCCUGUAGUACGUCCAGGACUUGAAGUUUUAAUAGAAAUUGAUUUGGUAUUAUGUAUUUGCUGAGAUAUGACGAUUGUACAAUCGACGCGAAAAUUUC
This is a messenger RNA of Fomitiporia mediterranea MF3/22, 899 nucleotides long. RefSeq lists its product as uncharacterized. Lineage: Eukaryota; Fungi; Basidiomycota; Agaricomycetes; Hymenochaetales; Hymenochaetaceae. The record is from RefSeq and is a predicted model, not a curated record. The transcript is spliced from 2 exons. Bases 1 to 792 code for a protein of 263 amino acids.